AUGUUCAGGCCUGGGUGUUGUGGGGACGUCCUGGCUGCGGGGAAGAUGGGCCUGGUGGUGCCAUCACAGAUCAUGGAGCUGCAGGCGACCAGGAGCGCGGUGGAGCGGCUGGCGGCCGACCGCGCCCGGUUCCUGCGGGGCCCGCGGGGGCCGGGCCGGGCGGCGGCCGAGGGCGGCGGCCCCGCGGCGGGCGAGGGCCCGGCGGGCGCCCCCGACCCGGUGCCGCGCCGCGCCGUCGCGCGGAGGCCGCUGCGGCCCGACUCGCUGCUGCUGUACCGGGCGCCCGCGCCCGCGCGCGACGCCUUCUUCCGCUUCUGCGGCCUGGAGCCCGCCGUGGUGGACGCGCUCGGCCGGGACAACUUCGCCGCCGCGUCCGAGCGCGCCGGGGCCCGGGCGCGCAGCGCGAGCGUCGCCACCUCCGACAGCGGCUUCUCCCGCCGCAGCGGCGGCGACGCGGGGCCGCCGGACGACGAGGAGCCGCCCGGGCCGUUGCGCGCCGCCCCGUCGGUCGUGGAGAGGAACGCGCGCAUCAUCCAGUGGCUGUUCACCUGCCGGCGCGCCGCGGCGGCCGACCCAGCGCUGGCCUCCCCAACAUCCCAAGGCACCUGCUCUGCAGCUGUGAGCGCUUGGAGGUGAACGAAGCUUCAGAGGUCUAGAAAGAGGCCUGCAAGGAGACAGUGCUGGUUCUGUCAGAGAAACUGUACUACAGGCACCUUUACUGUCAACUUGUCUUCAAGCUUUUAAAUGCAAAAGGAGAUGUCUUAAAAUGCAGGAGUGUCAGUUCCUGCAGGAACCACGUGCAGAAGCAUGGGCGGAUUGCUGUGGACUCGCCGCCUUUCCUUGCUGCUCCGGAAGCGAGCUGUCCUCACUGCCCUGGGUGCCCAGGCCCGGGACCCCAUGGAGCCCCCUUCAAGGAUGCCCAGGUCCCUUCAAAAGAGCCAAAUGCCCGGAGACAAGGGAGAAGACGGGCCUGGAUGCUGCUCGGAGGCUUCCUCCACUGGUGCACCUGCCCUCUCAGGCAGCAGAAGUGGGGAGAGCUGUCUGGGAGUACUUCCAGGAGCACCCCCGCCUUCCUGGCCUGCUGACCAAGAGGUGCCAAGAUGACACCUCAGUCAAUUAAAAAAAAAAAAGAAUCUUAAAGCUAGCAUGGAAGUGCUGGCACUGGCCGGGGCCGCCUGCCUCACCCCGUUGUUUGGACCUAAGCUCCGAGGCCCAGGAAGUAUGCAGGCUGGUGGGGCAGACACUCCAUGGAGCCUCCCUACUGGGCACCGCUGACCCAUAAACCGUGGGGAGGCUCCAGCCCACGACUGGUCACCCCAGCCACGAGCACUGCAGAGCCCGUGAGGCCGCAGGGCCACCCCUUGGCUGUGGAUGCUGCAGGCACCACUAAAGAGAUGCCAGAGCCAAAAUGCGCUCCCCAAGCCCACCCCUGGUGCCCAGCAGUGCCCUGAGUUCGCGCCUGCACCUGGCAGGCUCCUGUGAGAACCUCGGCAGAGCCUGGCCAGGGUCACCUCUCGCUCACCCCACAGGCUGCGACCGGACAGGUCCCCGCAGUGUCCCCGGCCAGGAGGAGGCUAGCUGGUCCCGCAUCCCCAGAGCUGGCUGUGUGUUUCCAUGAUGACCCCCAAAGAGGAUCUGCCCCCCAGUCAGCUCUUUCGGAGUCACCACGUUUGGCCAAAAUACAUCUCUUUGAGGACAAAGACGGGGUUAUAAAGAAUGUGGAGGGGAAAGAAGGGGGUUUUUCAAAAAUAUUUCAAAAAAAAAUUUCCCCAAAAAUAUUUCAUAAAUCAAUUCACUUUGAUAUAUUGUAUUUGUUUAUAUUGUACAUUUUGAUGACUUUUGCUGUGAGCUUAGGUCUUUGAGUUUAAUGUUUUAU
This is a messenger RNA of Talpa occidentalis (Iberian mole), 1876 nucleotides long. It is a transcript of the gene FAM110C, whose product is annotated as family with sequence similarity 110 member C. The record is from RefSeq and is a predicted model, not a curated record. Gene Ontology annotation, molecular function: alpha-tubulin binding. Gene Ontology annotation, biological process: positive regulation of cell migration; regulation of cell projection assembly. NCBI's taxonomy places the organism in Eukaryota, Metazoa, Chordata, Mammalia, Eulipotyphla, Talpidae. Gene Ontology annotation, cellular component: cell cortex.